Messenger RNA from Rotaria sordida, 801 nucleotides. NCBI's taxonomy places the organism in Eukaryota, Metazoa, Rotifera, Eurotatoria, Philodinida, Philodinidae. The record is from the annotation of a GenBank genome assembly.
AUGCAAUCGAUUCCAAAUAACAUGUAUUAUCAACCAAAUUCCGAACACGAAUUUAUAAUGAAUAAAUAUCCAUUUCAUGAUUCAGGCAUUGUUGAUGAAGGUCUUUCGGAUGAAACUGGUUCGAUCGAAGAAGAUUUUAAUAAUCAAGAAAAUUCAACAGAUGAUAAGGAUAAACCAAAAAAACCCGAUCAAUCAUAUUUAAAAAUAAUUGCUGAAGCUAUUUUACAAUCACCUAAUCGUAUGAUGCAAUUAUAUGAAAUUUAUGAAUAUUUUCAACGAAAAUUUCGAUAUUUUGCUGAAGAUGUUAAUAAAUCUUGGAAAAAUAGUGUAAGACAUAAUUUAUCUUUAAAUGAUUGUUUUGUUAAAGCAGGACGAGGAUCAAAUGGCAAAGGACAUUAUUGGCGUAUACAUGAAAUAGUAGAACCAGAAUUUGAACAAGGUCGUUUUAAUCGUCGACGUUAUCGUCAAGAAAUACGUCAAUUACAUAUGCAAGCUUCAUCCAUGCAUCAGUCACCUUAUGGGCACCAAUCAGUAUCUUCUUUUUACCCUCCAUCUGCUAAUUCAUAUUACAUGGGUUCACCGGCUCUCUCAUCAUAUCAUACAAUUUAUUCAAGUCCAAAUACUUCAACAGAAAUUCAUCCAAUAAAUUCACCGAUAAUACAAAAUGCUUGUGUAUCAUCUUCAACACCAACACCUUAUCCGUUAUAUGAUCCAUAUUCUACAUCUUAUUAUCCAACACAUUAUCAUUCUAUGGCUUCGUCAUAUGCAAGUCCAAAUGAAUCAAUCAAUUUUGAUGCUUAA